CUCUGGGGUACACCACAUAUCUUAGGCUCUUUUCACACUUGCAGCAAUUGGAUUCAAAGCUAGCAGCCACCGAGUCAAAGAACAAAACUCACUCCAUUUAAGCGAGGGAGAAAGAGGGAGAAAAAAACCAGAGAAUGGCCUACGCUGCCGUGAUUUCUGUUUUGAAAACUCUGGUCGAGCUCCAACAUCCGUUUCCAUUUCAAGAAAUCGAUUAUCCUGGAUCCCAAGUCCGCGAUCUCCAAGAGAAUCUCAUCUUCUUGAAAGACUUCCUCGAAACGAUUUCCCCCAAAGCCCGAUAUUUGGAAGACCUAAUCAGAGUGGCGAUGUACGAUGCUGAAGACGCUUUAGAUUCCAAUCUCUUGAAUUUCAUCCCCAAUUCAGAAAGCUCAGGAUGGGCAGAAGACAACUACAUGCGGAGUUUCUCUCGAGCCUUGGAGAAAGUAAACAAUACAGUUGGUUCAAUCGCGAAAGAGGCCAAGGAGAUCAGCCCUAACGUCAAGCGCCCCCUCCCCUUGCUGAUGCCGCCAACACCAGAAGUCAGCCGCAGGAACUUGAUUGUGGGGCGUGAGGAUGACUUAACCAAUCUAAAAUCUCGGCUCACGGGCGGAUCUGACAAGCUCGCAGCGGUUCCUAUAUAUGGGAUUCGUGGGAUUGGUAAGACCCGUCUCGCCCAAACUGUCUAUGACGAUCCAGAGAUUGUAAACAUGUUCAGAUUUCGUGCUUGGGUUAAGGUAUCACAAGAUUAUAGCAAAAAGGAAAUUCUGCUGGGCGUUCUGCGCUCGAUGAGUAAGCUUGACAGUGGGAAAGGUCAAGAGAUUGCAGAAGACGACUUGGCAGAGCUUCUCUUCAAAAAUCUGAGGCUGGGGAAGUAUCUCAUUGUGUUGGAUGAAGUAUGUGAUCCUGAGGCCUGGGACAAUCUCAAGGAGUUGUUCCCAGAUUACUACAUAGGAAGUCGAGUCAUGUUAACCACGAGGAUGAAGGAAGUGGCUGAGAAUGGAGGGGAUUUCAUGAAAAUCCUCCCCCUCGAUGGAGAAGAAUCCUGGGCUUUGCUUCAAAGCGAGGUCUUUCGCUACAAGGCAUGCCCAGAGGAGUUGGUGACAACUGCAAAGCGCGUCUCGACAAACUGCAAAGGUAUCCCUUUAGCAAUAGUAACUAUUGGGGGAGUUUUGAUGGAGGCUGGCCCCAAGGAUUGGGCGAUUGCAGCUUCUUCUCUCAAUGACUGUGGCGACUGUGAUGAGCUCAUAGACGCAGUCUUGUCGUUGAGUUUCAAGAGCUUGCGCCAAUAUGCUAAAGCUUGCCUUCUCUAUAUGGGGAUAUUCCCAAAUAAUUACGACAUACCCCUCUCGAAGCUACUCAAAUUGUGGAUUGCUGAAGGAUUUAUUGAGUGUAAUGAGCAGUUCAAUAGCCCGGAGAAAAUGGGGGAAGGGUGUUUGUCUAUGCUUGUGGAAAGAGGUUUCGUUGUGGUUUCUAAGAAGAGUCCUCUUGGCAAGAUCAGUACUUGUCGAGUAGAUGGGGUUUAUUAUGAGUUUCUAAAGAAGAAGGCUAAGGAGGAGAAAUUCUUUCAUGUCGUAAAUGACUACACCAGCUCUUUCCCUGAUGAAACUUGUACACACGGACGGUUUUCCAUUCGUGAAAACAUCCAAUUUGAGGGGAAAUAUGAGUUGAAGUUGAAAAAACCAGUCAGGUCUCUGCUCUUUAAUGGUGCAAAAGAGCAGUAUCCGUUGUGGGUGCACUUCAAUUUCAAGUUGCUGAGGGUGUUGGAUGCUCUUAAAAUCCAGUUCUAUAGCUUCCCUGAUGAGAUUCUCAAGUUAAUUCAUUUGAGGUACCUUGCUCUCACCUAUUCUGGUGAGAUCCCAGACAAAAUAUGUGGGCUUUGGAACCUUCAGUUCUUGAUUAUCCUCCGACAUCUCAGCAGCAAAACCUUUGAGGUUGUGUUGCGUCUGCCGCUAGAAAUUUGGAAUAUGAGUGAACUGAGGCAUCUCCAGUUAAUGGGGAGAAACUUGCCGGAUCCUUCAACAACUAUCAUACAGCUAGAAAACCUUGUAACGCUUCUGGAUGUGAGCUCUCAUAGCUGCACCCAGAAAUUUUCAAGAGAGUUCCCAACUUGAAAAUAUUAGGAGUUCGGAUUGAAUCACCAGCAUUGGAUGGUGCUGAAGACUUCAGCUUUCUCAGUCAUCUUGCCAAUCUUGAAAGCCUUGAAUCUUUCAAAUGUGUGGUUAUGUGUCCUGAUUUUGCGUCUCAAGUAGCAUCUCACACCCCCUCUCUCCCUGCCUCUCUUACAAAGUUGUCUUUGAGUGGGUGUGGGCUUUCGUGGGAUAAUAUGAAGGUUAUUGCCACUCUACCGAAGCUUGAAUCACUUAAACUGAGGUGGCAUGCCUUCCGCGGGGCUGAGUGGAAGCAGGAGGGAGAUGGCCAGGAUUUCCCACAGCUGAAAUUCUUGCUGCUUGAAGACUUGGGUAUACAGUGGUGGAAAGCCGGCAGACGACAUUUCCCUAGGCUGACAAAUCUGGUUAUUAGGCACUGCUACAAAUUGCGAGAGAUCCCUGCAGUAAUUGGCAAUAUCACUACACUUAAAACGAUAGAAUUGGUUGAUUGCAACGCAUCUGCUCUGAGAUCUGCUCAAGAAAUAAAGGUGGCUCGACUGAGUAGAGGAUAUGUUCAGGUCGACUUCCAUUCUUCACGUGAUGAUUAGAAGUUGUCCGAAUUCAGGAAUGAGUAAUUAUGGAAUGGGAUAGGGAGUUGAUGUGCACAACUUGUUUAUGUGUUUUCAUUGAUUUAGUAUUUUCUACUGCAUGGAAUUAUACUCUCACAAGUUGAGUCUAUGCUAGAAUUUGUUUACACUAGUCUAUGCUUGUGUUAAUGAGAUCUCUGUUUGAUCAUUUUCGAUUGAAUAUCAUGAUGUGCUUUCGUGAAAUCUAAA
Molecule: messenger RNA, 2920 nt
Organism: Salvia splendens (bonfire salvia)
Lineage: Eukaryota; Viridiplantae; Streptophyta; Magnoliopsida; Lamiales; Lamiaceae
Product: putative late blight resistance protein homolog R1B-16
Exons: 1
Coding region: 135-2108 (657 amino acids)
Biological process (GO): defense response to other organism
Molecular function (GO): ADP binding
Source: RefSeq, a predicted model, not a curated record